GGAAAAUUAAAAUAACUGAAAUAACGACGCAUUGUCUUCUUCGGAUUAAGAGGACGAUGAUCCGUACAAAACACUCCUCGCAGGUUUUCCUUCUCUGCUAAGACCACGCCAUGAUCUUCUUCCACCCUGCGUUUCCUUCCCCUUUCCCUCUGAAGCAAACGGUGAAUGAAUUUCAAUGAUUCGAAAGGACGAUCCUUUUUUCCUCUCAUAAUUGCAAUUCCCGAAAAUGUCAACUCCGAUCGAGAGAUACCGUAAGCUAGGAUUCGCAGAGUCCUUACCGAUAAUCUACAAGUACCCAGUUGCAUGCGAGGAGCUAAGCUUCAUUCUAAGAAGCGCUUAUGCAAAAGUUCCCAAAAAUCUCCAAGCCCUCAUCUUCCAGGACAUGCUCGCCGCCUUUCGCCUCUUUUCCGACUUAUCUUACUCUAGAAUGCAGACAUCCAGUGCUAAAGCAGCAGCCUAUCUUCUCCUUAGAAGUGCAGAAACUGCAUUGCCAAAGCAGAAGAGAAAUUUAGCCAUUACAGAAUUUAAACAUGCUAAAGUUGCUCAAAAGAGGUGCUGUAAAUCAAGGCAGGAAGAAAUAGGUAACAAACAGCUGCCGCACGAUGUUCUUGUGCACAUCUUCAGUUUUCUUGAUUUGCGAUCUUUAGUCUCUGCCGGACCUGUCUGCUGGUCAUGGAAUUUAGCAGCCGGUGAUAACCAUCUCUGGCGCUUGCAGUAUGAUAUAUUCUUCGCUAGUUAUCCCAAUUGUUCAAGGCUUAAGGUCUCACCAGAUGGCAGACUUUCUGAAGAGAACACAGUUUUACAGGAAGAAAAUAUCACCCGAGCUGGUGUAGAUUGGAGAGAAGAGUUUAAAAGAGCAUAUAUAGGAAGUUCCUCCAAGAGAUUAAGAUGCGAACGGGGUUAUUGCGGCCAGUGCAAUGCAGUAGUUUGGGUCAAUAGCUUGAAAUGUCCCAGUCGACACUGCAGGGUGAAGCCUAUAGAACCUUGCGAGGUAGUCAAGUACAUAUUGGAUGAUUCUGUAUCAGCGGAGAUGUCUUCUUCAUCAGAUAGUGACAGUGAAUCAGAUGAAGGGUCAAUUUCAAGAUUAUGGGUCUACCCAAGACAAAUUAGUAGAUUUAACAAGAAGCCAAUUUCCAAUUGAUCUUUUCUUCAACAAUUCUUUUGUGAUAUCUUUGUUCUCCAGACUUUUCCUAGUGAAGAUUCUUGAAAGAGAGAUAGUUCUUGUAAACAUGUACUUUACAAAGAUGGAUUUGAGAUGCCAAUUUGCGAAAA
This is a messenger RNA of Carica papaya (papaya), 1272 nucleotides long. Its product is annotated as F-box family protein. Gene Ontology annotation, molecular function: protein binding. Lineage: Eukaryota; Viridiplantae; Streptophyta; Magnoliopsida; Brassicales; Caricaceae. The record is from RefSeq and is a predicted model, not a curated record.